Argiope bruennichi is the source of this 3013-nucleotide messenger RNA. Its product is annotated as zinc finger protein GLIS1-like. Bases 803 to 2665 code for a protein of 620 amino acids. NCBI's taxonomy places the organism in Eukaryota, Metazoa, Arthropoda, Arachnida, Araneae, Araneidae. The record is from RefSeq and is a predicted model, not a curated record. The transcript is spliced from 4 exons.
AGGUGGUAAAACUUAACAAAACAAAAACAAAUUUAAAGCCGCCAUCGCCAGGACGUUUUUUUUUCUGUAAUUUUUUUUCUACGUGCUUUUAAUAAAAUAUAUAGCAAAAUUUAAUUGAAAUUGUGGCUUAAUUUCAAAAAGAUUAGUAACUAAAUUUUAUCUUUUUGUUUUGUUUUUGUAUAAUGUUGUAGCAUGACUUAUAUUUUAAGUGAAAUAUUAUUACACGAUAUCGUAACAUCCAGACAGCGGUUUUUUAUUGUAUGUCUGCCUAGACCUUUUUUUUUACCACAGCUGUUUGACUUAUGCAUUCCGUCUGACUGUGACGGUUAAUACGGUAGCAACGCUGUCAAAGUUUGACAGGUUUUCUUUUUAGAAUGGCGGCUUUAGAUCGUUACAAGAAAUUAUUGGACUUAGAUGGAAGAUUUUAAAAUUGCUUCAGAAUUCCACUGGCCUUCCAAGUCUUCAAAGUAGCUAAAUUCUAUUGCUGUGUACAAUCGCAAGAUAAUUACACGAAAAAUUUGAAAAAGACUCGCUUUGUAUGAUGCAGCAAUAUCAGUGAUAGUAUAUUUGCAUCUUUAAAAUGCGAAAGCCUUUUCUUGCACUUGUGUUGUAUUUUUGAGUCCAAAAAGAAAAAGUGAGUGUUUGGAAGUUGUCUUGUAUCUGUGAACUGCAGUUUGCUUUAUCACGCCUUAUUUAUCAUAAAAAUGGAUAAAAGCAUUUUGCUCAAACUCAAACUUGGCUCUCUGAGAUAAGUUUGAUUCCUUCAUUUUCUCUCGAAAAGUUUGGAAAAUAAAGAUUAGCCAUGCAGAACGGUACAUAUCCUUGGAUGGCUUCCUCUUCUAUUGCCCAGAAGAGUUGGCCUCCUGGCUAUCAAGCCAGUUUAACAGAUCUUUUCUUGAAGAAGAAUCACCUACAUUUUGGAACGGGCAUUUCUCAACUCGCAGCUGCAUCUAAUUAUAUAGAAAAAAUGUCAACUAUUAAUGAACCACCUGCAAAAUGCCCUCAUCCUGAUUCCAAAGAUAAACCAUAUCCAUGUGAAAUUUGUCAACAGUACUUAACUAUUUUUCGAAAUGAUGGUACAUCAGGAAAUGUAACCCGACCAACUAAUAGUCCAGUGAUGACAAAUUCACCCUCUGAACGAAAACCAAUGAAUCUUAUACCUAAUGGCCCUCCCCCAAAUGUUGUUCCGACAAGUGGUAUGCCAACCUCCAUGGGCAUGCCUCCAGGAAUGCCACCAGGCAUGCAAAAUUCAAAGCCCAGACCAAUACCCACCAAGCAGUUUCCCUGCCCUGUUUGUCAUAAAUUGUUUACGCAAAAAGGAAAUCUUAAGACUCACAUGAUGAUUCACACUGGGGAAAAGCCUUAUGCAUGCCAAGCUUGUGGUAAAAGCUUCACACAGAAAGGUAAUGUUGAUACUCACAUGAAGAUACAUACUGGUGAAAGAGAAUAUGGCUGUGAUUCAUGUGGCAAGCGAUUUACUCAAAAGGGUAACCUUAAAACUCACAUCCGAAGUGUUCAUACGAAAGAAAAGCCUUUUGCAUGUGGUUUAUGUGGGAAAUGUUUUUCCCAAAAGGGUAACAUGCAGACUCACUUAAGAACACAUAAUAAAGACGACCGUUUUCCGUGUACACUUUGCGGAAAAACAUUCUCCCAGAAAGGAAAUUUGAAAACUCAUAUGGCUCGUCAUGCGGGACAAAUACCCACCAAGCGUCAGUUUGGCUCUCGUCUGGCAAAUAGAACUUAUAUUGGGCAGUUGGUGAAAGCUGGACAGCCAACAGUGCCUCGCAUGCAGCCAUUUCCAAUCCAGCCGUCGCCGGUGUCUUCUCAAGCAUCAACAACUUCUCCAUUGAAUUCUCCAACCACACCACAGCCCUUACCGACUCCGGUUCAAAAUAAUCAUCCUGACAUACGUAGUCCCCAUCAGGGAAUGGGGAAUCCAUAUUCCGAAUCUCCCAUUGACUUGAAACCUCCCCUGAAUUGUCAUUUACCGCUCUCUAGACCAAUGUCAUGUAAUCAGCCCCCUAAUAUGAAUAAUUCCCCUAGUCCCCAUCCUUCUCAUUUAUCAAGCCCUUCACCUGAAGAUGAGCCAAACCCUCGUCCUUUUAUUCACAGUAAGUUGUUCCAGCAUGCAAAUAGUAUGCAUAGUCCAAAUUAUAUGAAUGAUCAAAUGCAAGAAAUACAUACCAGUAGUGGAUUAAUUAAUUCCCAACAAUCUAGGAUUACUAGCCCCCUACCUGUUGGAACUCCUGGUCAUUUGCAAAAUCAUGAUCGAGAUUCUCGACCAUUUUAUUCAGCUCCCCCUACUCCUAUUCCAACUCCCUUGACUCCUGUUUCCAGAUGGCUGCCUCAUGGCACAACUCGCCACUAUGAUUCAUUUCAGUCCCCAGGAGGACUUGGCUGCUAUGGUUCUAUAGCUGCACACACUACACCUCUGUCACGUUUAUCUCUUUUAGCAUCUGGGUCUAUGAAUUCUCAGAACCAUAAUAAUCAUCAACAACUAGAAAACAGUGAUGAAAUGGAGUCUAAUAAAGAUACUGAUUCUGUUAGACAACAGCAGCAGCAGCAACAACAACAGCAACAGCAGCAGCCACCGCCACAACAGCAACAUUCACAGGAGCAUUUCCAUUCCCCCACUAAUCCAGAUUUCUCUCAAUUACUUGAUUGAACAUUUUUAUUGAUCUAAUAAUAUCUAGGCUUGAAUAAUUCCCUGUGUACAGUGUAAGUUAUUAGUAUUUACCAACUUACAUGUACAUAAAUUUUAAUAUUGUGAUGCUUUUGUCAAAUUUUGAGUGUUCCUUUUGCUUUUCAAGCAGUUUUAUUUGAAUGGAGUUUUGUUUUGAACUUAAGUGCCACAAUGAUCUAGAUGAAUAUACUGUGAUUUAUAAUUAUGGUAGAAAAUUGGAUGUAUGUAAAUAAAUUUACAACCUGGGUUUGGUAUAGGUUUAUAUAUUUAUAUAUAUAAUAUUAUCACUAUCUUUAUUUUUUUAAAAAAAUUGAGUGUACUACAAAAUCU